GCGAGCAGAGAAGAGAUCCAGGAACAGAGAGAGAGAGAGAGAGAGAGAUGCAGAGCCUCGGAGCGCGGCGGGUUUACCACCAGAGCGACGGCGCCGCCGCCCCCACGCUUCCUCUCUACCGCUCGCCGCCGCCGGUCGAGGUCCGGCUCGAGGACUUCGAGGCUUUCGCCGUCGAUCGCCUCCGAGUUCUCAAGGCGAUCUCCGAUGGACUAUCCCGAGGGAAGAAGCCCGAGGAGAUGGAAAAGCUGGUCGGUGAGCUGUGGAGAGCGCACAUGAAGCAUCCUAAGCCGUCGGUCAACAAGGAUGUCAUCUCUCAUUUCGUCCUGCGACUCGUGUACUGUAGAACUGAGGAUCUGCGGAAGUGGUUUCUCUCGAUGGAGACGACGCUCUUCCGAUACCGUUUCAAGGAUCAAAGUGUGGAAGCUCAGAGAGCACUUAUGGCUGAUUUCGACCUCCCCUACAAGGCAGUUAAUACUGCAGAAUUUGAGAGUGUGAAGGAUAAAUUGAGCCAGGUUGCACGUUCCAUUGGUCAGCCUCUGCAAACAGCGGAUACUAUAUUUUACAAGGUACCUUUUGAAGAAGUUCCAGAACUUGUAGCUAGCCGCAAGGUGUAUAUUCAUCAAGGAAAUGCAUAUGUGGCUAUGAAUCAGGUGGUUUCGCUUGUUGUCACACAGUUCCGUAGUUUUCUGUCAAAGGCGCUCAUCCUGACAAACAGGAAAUGGACCUCAUCUAUCAAAGAACAAGAGAAAGAUCGCUUGACCCCCAUUGUUGAAGUGUUGUCAACGAGCUACUUGGGUCCUGAUUAUUCACAGCCAAGAGAAUCUGCUGAAAUAUCACUAAAAGAUAUAGAUCAUUUGGCUAAGAGUUCCUUCCCUCUCUGUAUGCGUCACCUCUAUGAAAAGUUGAAGGAAGACCAUCAUUUAAAGCAUGGAGGGAGGAUGCAAUUAGGUCUCUUUCUCAAGGGAGUUGGCUUGAAGCUGGAUGAUGCACUUGCAUUCUGGAGAGCUGAAUUCUCCCAAAAGGUUGGUGCUGAAAGGUUUGAAAAAGAGUAUGCUUAUAACAUACGGCACAGUUAUGGAAGAGAAGGGAAAAGAACAGAUUACACACCUUUUUCUUGUCAAAAGGUCAUUUCAUCAACUCCUGGUGUUGGGGAUCAUCAUGGGUGUCCUUUCCGACUUUUCAGUGAAGAAAAUCUAAGGGCUGCUCUUGGUAGAAUGGGAGUAGGUAAUCGAGGAAUGGACGAUAUAAUUGACAAAGUGCGAAACCGACAUUAUCAGGUGGCAUGUACAUUAACAUUUGAAGCUGUUCAUGGAUCAACAUGUGAUGCUGGCAUCAAUCAUCCCAAUCAGUACUUUAUUGACAGCCAAAAGAUUCUGCUGUCUAAGAAGCAGCCCACCAUGUAAAGCAGAAGAAUCUUUGAAAGUCGCUAAGAUCUGAUCAUAUUGCCGCAUUUCCAGUGUAACACCCAGCUUCCUGGAGGUCGCAGUCAUCGAGCUGUUCGUGAUUCCAAGGAAAGCAUCCUGUUGUAAAUUCUCAGCGUCGACCUGUCCUACUAAAAUCCAAUUAUUACAUAGUUGUAUUUAUUUAUGCAGUCAGGGUAGUCUCGAGUACAAUUAUAGUUCAUCAUAUAGCAAAGCCAGCUAAACUCUGGAUAAGUUAAAGUAUCUGGGAACUUCUCUGCUAUUUUGUUUUAAGUAAUAAAUGUUGCUGCCAAAUCUCGAUUGAUUUUAAA
This is a messenger RNA of Syzygium oleosum, 1732 nucleotides long. RefSeq names its product probable DNA primase large subunit. The record is from RefSeq and is a predicted model, not a curated record. The transcript has 20 exons. Gene Ontology annotation, cellular component: alpha DNA polymerase:primase complex. The coding region runs from base 48 to 1403 and encodes 451 amino acids. Gene Ontology annotation, biological process: DNA replication, synthesis of primer. NCBI's taxonomy places the organism in Eukaryota, Viridiplantae, Streptophyta, Magnoliopsida, Myrtales, Myrtaceae.